GACGUGGAGCUUUCUUUUGACCUUUCCGGCUACGACAACUGGACAGUUUCGGAAGAGCAGUUCAAGAUCUUCCUAGGAAAGCUCAAGUUCAGCGAUGUGCUCCAAUAUGUUGGGAUUCCAAAAGUCCCGCUCAUCCAUCGGAAAGCUGCUGUUAGUCGGGAGCCUCUUGGCAGUGCUAUUGGGAGAAAUGAUCUCCUCUUUGCGUCUGACUGCCUUCGUGACAAGGGACAAUUGAAAGAUCACUUAAAGGCUUUGGGAUCGAAAUCUGGGAUUGGAAAAAAAACAGAUACAUGCUCCGAGGUUAUCUGGAAUGUUGCGCCGAAUGUGCGCGAGGUUCAAUUUUACUGGAACGGCAACAAUGCCGUCUUGAGAGGCUGGGCUGAGUCAGGCGGACUCAGGAAGUUGAGCAAGCUAAAGCAGGUGUUUCUUUCCAUUGAAGAGAUCAGAAUCAGAAGCCCGAACUGGCACCUAUGUUAUGGACUUUGUCGUGCGCAUGAAGGAACUCUGCGCUGGAGUCAAGGUCGAACUACAAGGUCCUCCGUACCGAAACCACACAGAAUUAUUAGCCUACCCGCGUACCCCACGGAAUCGAGAAAAUAUUUUGAUGUGGAAACCGACGCUGGGGGCUCAAAGACUCUGCGGCAGACUGUGGGCGCUAGCAUCAAAAUUGCCCUCAUAGACGACGGCGUCGACUACAAGGAUCUCCCCAAGCGCACCUUCAUCGGCGGACACAGCUUUUCUACUCGAGACAAAGAGCGCAACCUGAUCCAUCCGCAUUAUGUCUCCAUCAUGGGCCACGGGACCGCCAUGGCUAGACACAUCUACUACAUGUGUCCAAGCGCUGAAAUAUACGUCUUGCGGCUGGAAGACUACCACCACCCAGAGGACCCAAACCUUCGACUGAUAGCAGCAAGAAGUGCCGUAAAAGCCAUUAGGGCUGCGGUGGGCAAGGAGGUGAACAUCAAUUCCGUGUCAUGGACUAUCGAACCUACGGGAACAGAAGGAGACCAGAACCUGGAACUGGCAAUUGCCGAUGCGGCACAGAGAGGUAUCCUCAUGUUUUGCUCUGCCAGUGACCGUGGAGCAAAGCAAAACGCCACAUACCCUUCCAAGGCCGCCCCCGGAAGAAUCUUUACCAUCGGUGCAGCAUCAGUCUGGAGAAAUGCCGUUGCAUCAGUCGGGAGUUUAGAUCGGAUAACAUUCAUUUUACCAGGAGAAAAAGUCAGCGUGCCUGGAAGCGAAAGAGCCAGUCUGUCUUUCAGGGAACCGUCUGGAUCAUCGGUCGCCACGGCGCUAGGUGCAGGAUUAGCAGCUCUGAUGUUGUACUGUGUGAAGGUUCAUUUGGUCCUGGCCAAACCCGGGCCGGAAAAGGAAAGGAUUCAAGAGGAUUAUAGCUUGUUAUUGAAGCAUGAAAUCAUGGUAAAGGUCAUUUAUGGAAUUGGCAUGACACCUGACACCAAGUUUAUAAAGGUAUGCGGCGUAUUUGGAAAGAGUACUUCAGCGGAAAGAGUAGUCCGCAGGGAACGAGUAAGCCCAUUUAAUAGCAGAGGUUGGGAAGACACUGUGCGCGAAACUGCUGUAGAUAGUGUAGUUCAACUAGCACCCAAGAUGACUUGA
This is a messenger RNA of Podospora anserina S mat+, 1617 nucleotides long. RefSeq lists its product as uncharacterized. Lineage: Eukaryota; Fungi; Ascomycota; Sordariomycetes; Sordariales; Podosporaceae. The transcript is spliced from 4 exons. Gene Ontology annotation, molecular function: serine-type endopeptidase activity. The record is from RefSeq and is a predicted model, not a curated record. Gene Ontology annotation, biological process: proteolysis. The annotation marks the transcript as partial.